AUGAGUUUCGGAGGUCAAACACCAACUGUUGUUGUCUUGAAAGAAGGAACCGAUACCUCCCAGGGGAAAGGUCAAAUCAUUUCUAAUAUUAAUGCUUGUGUUGCCAUUCAAGAAACUUUGAAACCAACUUUAGGUCCAUUAGGUUCAGAUAUCUUAUUAGUUAGUGGUAAUGGGAAAACUACAAUCUCAAAUGAUGGUGCUACUAUCUUGAAAUUAUUAGAUGUUGUUCAUCCAGCUGCUCAAAUCCUUGUUGAUAUUUCAAGAUCUCAAGAUGCUGAAGUUGGUGAUGGUACAACUUCUGUUACUAUAUUAGCUGGUGAAUUAUUAAAAGAAAGUAAAAGUUUUAUUGAAGAAGGUAUUUCAUCUCAUGUUAUUACAAAAGGUUAUAGAAAAGCUGUUGGAUUAGCUGUUAAAAAAAUUAAAGAAUUAUCUGUUAAGAUUGAUAAAUCAAAAUCAAGUGAAACUGAAUAUCGUGAAUUAUUAGAAAGAUGUGCAAGAACUGCAAUGUCAUCAAAAUUAAUUAAUAAUAACUCUCAAUUCUUUGUUAAAAUGGUUGUUGAUGCUGUUUUAUCAUUAGAUCAAGAAGAUUUAAAUGAAAGAUUAAUUGGUAUUAAAAAAGUUCCAGGUGGUGGUAUUGAAGAUUCAUUAUUUAUUGAUGGUGUUGCUUUUAAAAAAACAUUUUCAUAUGCAGGUUUUGAACAACAACCAAAAAAAUUUAAAAAUGCAAAAAUUUUAAAUUUAAAUGUUGAAUUAGAAUUAAAAGCUGAAAAAGAUAAUGCAGAAGUUAGAGUUGAAAAAAUUAAUGAUUAUCAAGAUAUUGUUGAUGCAGAAUGGCAAAUCAUAUUAAAUAAAUUAAAAUUAAUAGAAGAAACUGGUGCAAAUAUUGUUUUAUCAAAAUUACCAAUUGGUGAUUUAGCAACUCAAUAUUUUGCUGAUAGAAAUAUUUUUUGUGCAGGUAGAGUUGCAUCAGAAGAUAUGGAUAGAGUUAUUCAAGCUGUUGGUGGUUCUAUACAGUCAACUCCAACUGAUAUUAAACAAGAACAUUUAGGUUCAUGUGAAGAUUUUGAAGAAGUUCAAAUAGGUUCAGAAAGAUAUAAUUUAUUUAAAGGUUGUCCAGAAGCUAAAACUUGUACUUUAAUAUUAAGAGGUGGUGCUGAACAAGUUAUUGCUGAAGUUGAAAGAUCUUUACAUGAUGCUAUUAUGAUUGUUAAAAGAGCUGUACAAAAUAAUGAAGUUGUUGCUGGAGGUGGUGCUGUAGAGAUGGAAAUUUCAAAAUAUUUAAGAGAAAUUUCUAAAAAAAUUGCAGGUAAAGAACAAUUAAUUAUAAGUGCAUUUGCUAAAAGUUUAGAAGUCAUUCCAAGACAAUUAUGUGAAAAUGCAGGUUUUGAUGGUACAGAUUUAUUAAAUAAAUUAAGAAUGGCUCAUGCAAAGGGUAAAACUUGGUAUGGUAUUAAUUUUAAUACUGAAUCAAUUGGUGAUAAUUUUGAAGAAUUUAUUUGGGAACCUGCUUUAGUUAAAAUUAAUGCAUUAUCAAGUGCUACUGAAGCUGCUAAUUUAGUUCUUUCUGUUGAUGAAACUAUUAAAAAUAAAGAAAGUGGUGGUCCAAAUGCUGGUAUGGCACCUCCACCAGGUAGAGGUAUGGGUGUUCCACGUUAA
Molecule: messenger RNA, 1656 nt
Organism: Hansenula ciferrii
Lineage: Eukaryota; Fungi; Ascomycota; Saccharomycetes; Phaffomycetales; Wickerhamomycetaceae
Gene: CCT7
Product: chaperonin-containing T-complex subunit CCT7
Exons: 1
Coding region: 1-1656 (551 amino acids)
Biological process (GO): protein folding
Cellular component (GO): chaperonin-containing T-complex
Molecular function (GO): ATP-dependent protein folding chaperone; ATP hydrolysis activity; ATP binding
Source: RefSeq, a predicted model, not a curated record